Capsicum annuum is the source of this 2314-nucleotide messenger RNA. Its product is annotated as probable glycosyltransferase At5g03795. Bases 524 to 2119 code for a protein of 531 amino acids. The transcript is spliced from 4 exons. The record is from RefSeq and is a predicted model, not a curated record. NCBI's taxonomy places the organism in Eukaryota, Viridiplantae, Streptophyta, Magnoliopsida, Solanales, Solanaceae. Gene Ontology annotation, molecular function: glycosyltransferase activity.
UGAAGAAAAAUUUAAGAUGGGGAAGUGGUUUUAAAUUUUUGUUAGUGCAGUAGAUAUCCAUAUAAACUUGCAUAUUCAUUUGCUAAUAUCCAACUUUCUGCCAGCGCAACAGUGGUACACAAUUCACAAAAGCAUAAAAAGGAGAAGUUUAGAUUUGGGAAUUUAACUAUUGGCACAAAAAAUGGAGAAAAGUAAAGUACAAAAAUUAUCAGUAAAGUAAGACAACUGACUUUGAGAAUAAGGGAUGCUUGAACUUUAAGAAAACUUUACAAGGAGAGGAUCCCCAGAAAGGUGCUGGCUACUGAGCAAGUGCCCUUUUUGGCUUAUUUUAAACACAUGAUGUGCAAGAAUAUUGCUAAUCUGCAGCAAAGAAUAACAUGCAGUGAAGUAAUGAAUCUCAGAAUGUUCACUGACUAAAAAAUCUUUAUCUCAUUUAUUAUUUCCUCUCAUCUCAUUUGCAGUACUAUUAAAGGAAGUAUAGUACUGUUAGUGUGGGCAUGCAGAAGUAGUCAGUUUUUAGAAGAUGCAAUUGCCUUCAUUUUUGUCUUCUAAUUUGGCUCUCUUGGUUUUCAUCCCUUUGGUUCUGCUUUCAGUUAUUGCUUGCACAUUAAUAGGCCCACAAAGUAGUAGUUCUUUUGAGUCAUUUUCUUCUUCUUGGAAAUGGAAGUCUGUUGGAAUCUUCAACUCUUAUUCUUUGAGGUCUUUAAGUAGUUAUGAAGAGCAACAUGGCCAUUUACAAAUUGUUGGUCUAGCUGAGACUUCUCCUUUCAACAACUCAUUUCAUCAGAACCUGGUAGUUGAAGAUUUCAACAACUCAUUUCAUCAACCUCCCCAAGAAGGAAGAGAAGGGAUUGAGAAGGGUGAAUCAAAUGAAGGAGAAGAAGAGACUGAUAAGGAUAUAUCUAAUGAAGGAGAAGAACAUGGUAAUGAUACGGAUAAAGGGGUUCUUAAAAUGUAUAGCAGGUUAGAAAGGCUUGAAGCAAUUUUGGCAAAAUCAAGAUCAUCCAUAAGAGAAGCUGCUCGAAAUGGGAGUAUGAUAUCUAACCACCAUGAUCCUGAUUAUGUUCCUCAAGGCCCCAUGUACCAUAAUGCAAAUGCCUUCCACAGGAGCUAUCUUCAAAUGGAGAAAAACUUCAAAGUAUAUGUGUAUGAGGAAGGAGAGCCUCCAAUGUUCCAUAGUGGUCCAUGUAGGAGUAUAUAUUCAACAGAGGGGAGGUUUAUUCAUGAAAUGGAAAAAGGAAACCUUUAUAGAACAAAAGAUCCAGAUGAGGCCUUGGUGUAUUUUCUGCCAUUUAGUAUAGUUGUGAUGGUUCAAUAUCUUUAUGUCCCUGGUGCCCAUGAUAUGAAUGCCAUUGGUAACACUGUUGCUGAUUAUAUCAAAGUCAUUUCUAACAGACAUUCUUUUUGGAACAGAAGUCUUGGUGCUGAUCACUUCAUGCUUUCUUGUCAUGAUUGGGGACCUCAUUCGACUUCAUAUGUUCCACAUCUCUUCAACAACUCCAUAAGAGUUCUGUGCAAUGCCAAUACCUCAGAAGGUUUUAAUCCUCUAAAAGAUGUAUCCUUACCGGAAAUUAAUCUCAAGACUGGCGAUAUCAAAGGACUCAUUGGAGGUCCCUCACCAUCAAGAAGAUCAAUCCUAGCAUUUUUUGCUGGUGGUUUACAUGGUAACAUAAGGCACCAUCUGCUACAACAGUGGAGAGGAAAGGAUGAAGAUGUGUUGGUUUAUGACAAACUGCCAAGAGACAAAUCUUAUGAAUCCAUGUUGAAGAACAGUAGGUUUUGUUUGUGUCCAAGUGGAUAUGAAGUUGCAAGUCCAAGAAUAGUGGAAGCGAUAUAUGCAGAAUGUGUACCUGUCUUGAUUUCAGAUAGCUAUGUGACACCCUUUAGUGAUGUCCUAAAUUGGAAAGCAUUUUCUGUGAAUGUGGCAGUGAAGGACAUACCAAAUAUCAAGAAGAUACUAAUGAGCAUUUCUCAGACUCAGUAUUUGAGAAUGCAUAGGAGAGUGAAGCAAGUUCAGAGGCAUUUUGUGAUCAAUGGAUCUCCUAGAAGAUUUGAUCUUUUCCAUAUGAUUCUCCACUCCAUCUGGCUAAGAAGAUUGAAUAUAAGACUUCAAGAAUAGGAGUUAUCACACUUAAUUUCAAGAAAUAAAACAAGAGCAAUCUUCAGCAGUUUACCAAUUUAACUAAAUUAGCAUACUCCUAGUUAUAUCCAAAUGGAACUAACAUAUGAUGAUUCCUUUUUUCUUUUCUGUCAAAAGUUUUCUGAUUUUUCUGUUAAAUCAUCCAGUUUUGAAAUAAAUGUUACUUGUAAGUCA